Molecule: messenger RNA, 4223 nt
Organism: Phalacrocorax carbo (great cormorant)
Lineage: Eukaryota; Metazoa; Chordata; Aves; Suliformes; Phalacrocoracidae
Source: RefSeq, a predicted model, not a curated record
GCGAGGGCUCCUCCCCCGCCCCCCUCCCCCGCCGGCCAUGAAGAACCCGGUGCCGCAGGCGGCCUCGCUGCUGCUGGAGAAGCUGCUGCUCCUCGUCCACGUCCGGGCCCUGCCCGCGGGCUCCGGCGGGGAACCCCCCGCUCCGCCGGCGGCGGCCGCCCCCGGCUACUACGACACCAGCUGCUUCAAGCGGGGCGACCUGCUGGAGGUGCCCCGCACCCUCUUCAUCCACUUCGGCAUCUACCUGGGGGAGAACCGCGUCGCCCACCUGAUGCCCGACAUCCUGCCCGCCCUCACCGGCGACCGCCGGCAGAUCCAGCAGGUGGUGACCAACAAGCGGCUCAUCCUGGGCGUCAUCACCAAGACGGCCAGCAUCCGCGUGGACACGGUGGAGGACUUCGCCUACGGCGGCAGCAUCCUCGUCAACCACAUGGACCGGCUCUUCCAGGACCAGGUGCUGGGCAGCGAGGAGGCGGCCCGCCGGGCGGAGAAGCUGGUGGGCGCCACGGCCUACAGCCUGCUCUGGAACAACUGCGAGCACUUCGUCACCUACUGCCGAUACGGAGCCCCGGUCAGCUUCCAGACCGACAAGUUCUGUGAGACUGUGAAGAUGAUUAUUCGGGACCAGAGGAGCGUCCUUGCUUCAGUGCUUGUGGGAUUGGCAUCAAUACUCUGCCUAGGUUUGGCGCCCUCCACCACGCUCCCAACUAUCUUUAUUCCCUUCUUUCUGUGGAUGGCUGGCUAACAGCCCUCCCGGAGGCUCGUGGCCAGCGUCUGUAUAUAGGAUGUAUACUACUGUAUUUAUGAAGGCACAGAUUACUCAUCGGCGUCAUGUAAAGUUUCUUAACCUUGUGUGCCGUUUUUAAAUACAUCUUUGUCUAGAACACAGUGCACAAGGCAUAGCUUACUGUGUAAGCCAAAUGAUAGAUUUCCUGAAAAUCUCGGUACAUUCUAACACACCCCUAAAUCAUGAAAAAAAGUAGGGUUGCGAUGCAGUUCUGCUCCUUGCCUUUAGCCAUACGUGAUUCUGGUAAUAUCCUUCAUUUUCUCCGACUUCCUAGCUGCAUACCUGGGUGCCAUAACUAUUAAUAAAAACUUAUGAUGGAGUACCCCAUCAAACUGCUUACCUCUUACUUUGACAGACGUAGUGUGUAUUCAGAAGCUACUAUCUGCAUUCCUCAAAUAUGCUUUAGUGGAGAUACAAGUAAGUAAACUGACUCAUUUUGACAGCAAAGAAGAAGAAACAACGCUAGGCUGGGUGCUCUCUGCUGCAGUAGCACAUCUGGCUGGAUUGGCUCCAGUCCUUUUUGAGUUCCCUUCUGGGAAAUGCCCGCAAAUCUCUCGUUCAUAUUCAUGGCGUAAAUACUUGCUACCAUAUCGACCAACUUUUUGAUUGGGUUAGAGGUAAGGAAAGACAGCGAUCCCUCAACGUUUUACUUGCUACUGAUAGUGGUUAGCAUGGCUAAUGCGAACGGCUACAGACAGGUUAUGGGGAUACAGGAAGAAACGUGCUUGCUUUAUGACAGCUAGUGACAAACAUCAGCAAUUUCCAGCAUUGCAGGGCACGUGGCAGGGAGGAGGAGGACAGAUGCCAACUUAGUUCAUACCUUCCCUCAGCAGUCGGACCCACGUGGGUGCCAUAAAGCAUCAGGGACCAUUGGAGCAGUUCCCGUGGUGGCUAGAUCGUCAUUCUGGAUAUUGCCUUAAAACAAGACGCCUCUCAGUGAAAGAUGACGUGUCUUUCUAUACUCAUCUCUUGCAAAUAAGUAUUUGGUUGCAAGCCAGCAGUUGGUGCUAAAAACGUUUCCUCUUCAGUGUUGAGGCCUUUCUGUUUAUCAAGAAUGUGUAAAGUUGGAUUUGAAAUCAAAUUUGUCUAGCCCAUUGUUUGAGUGCUAAAAACCUUUGCUGUUUUCUUCUUAGCAAUGUCUUGAUGUAGGCAGAGAAAUUGUUCAGCUCCUGGAAUGCCUUGUAUGUGAUGUAUGCACUUACAUUCAUGUGCUAUGCUUGCCUUCCUUUCUAGUCAAAGGCGAAUACGAUGGUGUCUUCACCAAGGACUGAACCUCUGAUUUACUUCUCUCCCUGAGUGGUGUUCAGUGUCCUGUCAUCAGCUCCGCUACUGCCACUUUUCCCCAUUUUUAGAGAGAGACUCCCUUUAACUGCGCUAUAAACCCCUUCCUCCUUCCCCUAGACCUUACAGCUGCUCGAAGAUUGGAUUGUUGAACUGUGAGUCUACUUGGCUGCUCUCUAAUCGUCUUCUGGCUGCUCCACUAUAACCGACAAAGAAUGUAAAGACUGGGUUGAAAUUCCAGGCUCACAGAAACAGCAGCAUGACUGCUGCUGCCAUCAACCAAGGGCAUUUCAGCCCAGCUUUCAGUACAUGUUCAGGUUCCAGCCCAGCCCCAGAGCACCUGGGCAUAAAUUACUCUUGGAUCCUUGUAAACAACUUCUGUUCUGCUUUCAAAGAUUGCAACGCUCCGUGUAACUGUUUCUGGUAAACUUUUCAAAUUAAGGUGUUUUUUAAUUAACAUGAAUUGCUUUUUCAUAGUGUACGCAUUAGUAAUAUUUACAUAAAUUCCCAUGUGGUUUUUUUACUUGCUGUUCUUAAGGUAUGAACUGUAGUCAUUACUGUCAUUACAUAAAUAUAAUUUAUUCAUUUAAAAAUGUCUACCGGCCUCUUGAAAUUGAGCAUAAUGCAAUGGAAUUUCUCUAACAUAUCCCAGUAGGGCACCAAACAGUCCAUUAACAUGCACUUACAUGGUGUCUCAUUACAGGUGGGCUUUUCUUUCCCCCGUUAUUUACUUGGGAUUUAUAAGAAUUCCAGUAAUUCUUAUGAUUGACUUACACAAUAAACAACGGGGUCAUGACCAGUUACCAAUCAGAAGUGGGAUUGUUGGAAGGCAGAGAAAUGCUCCUGCUUCUAGCUUCACUGUCAAAGGACCAGUGCUCCUGCUUUGCUCGUGCUGUUGAGCAAGAAGCAUCCAGAUUAGACUGGGGGACUAAGCUGGGAAUUUCAUAGGGGUGUCUAUGAGAGAAAUGAAAGCAGCUCCUUGCAGACCUCCAGCUGUAUUAGAGACUCUUCCUUCAAAGUGCAAAGUUUUAAGCUGAUGAAAUAAUGUGAAAUGGUCUAGAAUGUCCUGCUGUAUCCUUUCAUCAGAGACAAGUAAUAACAUGGGCAUGGAAAGAGAAAUUCAGCUGCAUGUUGAGGAGUUUUUCCUACCAACUAUAAUUCUAGCAGAGGUCUGGAAAUUCUGUUAAGUAGGGCAUGAGUCAAAUCAGUCAUACUCUGAGGGGAAAGACAAGGCUAGCAGGCAUGAAUUCUCAUCUUCAGCUCAGCGGGUGGUGGUGGUGCUCUGAAAUAUUUUGGUAAAUGUCAGUGUCAACUUAUUUUUACUCAAGUAAUUACAGAAAAAAAGCACUUGCCCUAGGUGGAGCAUUGCACUUCAGACUUGAGCUCAGCUGUGAUGCCAUUGAAAUGAAUGAGCUGAGAAAACACAGAAAACUCUGGAGCAGUCCAGCUGUUCAGAAAUGUGGGCGCUUAGAAGCAAAAUUGUUCAUCGGUAACUGUAAGUGAUGGUGAGCGUAAAUCAAGAGCUGCAGCUCACUUUAGUGGUGGGGCUGUUUUGAAAAGUCAUGUGGUUAAACCAGAAUAUGUAAUGGAGGAGUAUAGCCAUCACCCCUGUGCCACUGGGAAAGGCAAGUAGUGAAGACAUCGAGUUAAAGGGAUAGACGUUUCACUUCAGGCUUUCCAAAGAAAACAAAAAUAAAAUGAGCAUUCAUGAGGCUCAAAAUGUUUUUACAAAACCUGUGUUUAAAAGGAAAAAAAGAAAAAGUAAGUUGCUAAAUGAAGACAUUAGAACAGUGAGCUUUCUGUUUGUAUUUAUUUUAGCUUGGAACAUAAAUGAUUACUCAUUUUGUGGUGAACAGUCAUCCCCUUCUUGAUUUCACCUUUGGGUCCUCUUGUGCUGAAGGAGAACGCUACAUAUAAAUACCACUGAGGCUUUUAAUGAAAACAAAAUCAUAGCAAUACUUGUUAAAGUCUGAGGGGAUGGGGAAGGGGAAUUAAACUUGUGUGUGACUUGACGUCGUCCAGGCAAGUUUUAGAAAGCAAGCUGCAGCAAACAGAAACAUUAGAACUGUGAUCUCUAGAAAUGAUAUGGUGUUGUAUUAUUUAUUGCAUGUUCUCACAUUAAAUAAAGCGUCACACACCACUGAGUGAUACAGAA